Molecule: messenger RNA, 1204 nt
Organism: Saccostrea echinata
Lineage: Eukaryota; Metazoa; Mollusca; Bivalvia; Ostreida; Ostreidae
Product: caspase-7-like
Exons: 6
Coding region: 71-982 (303 amino acids)
Biological process (GO): apoptotic process; proteolysis
Cellular component (GO): cytoplasm
Source: RefSeq, a predicted model, not a curated record
GUGAAUAAUCGUUCGGACAAAGCGAAAGCAAACAAUUUUACUGCCAAAAGUUUUCAGUUUAUCAGGAGCCAUGGAAGAAAACAUGAAUACAGAAAGCCGACAAGAUGUAGAUGUUUCUGAUGCGAAGCCUAUCUCAGAGACUGACGCUUUUGGAUUUGGAAAAUCUGCUUCACACAGUACUAAGCCAGUAGCCACUACAAUACAGACAGCCUCAGAGUUUUUCUCAUCAAAGUACAAGAUGGACUAUGAUAACAGAGGUAAAGCCAUUAUCAUCAAUAACAAGAAGUUCAACCCGAACACUGGCCUGAACGACCGAAAUGGAACUGACGUUGACGCCUCUGCUCUCUGCUGUCGGUUUUCCGAGCUCGACUUUGAAGUAGAUCUGUUUCACAAUCUCAAAGCAGAUGAAAUUUUAUCUCAGUUAAGAAAAGCUGCUGCUGAUGACCAUAGGAACAAUGACUGUUUCGCUUGUGCUAUUCUGUCCCACGGGGAGGAUGGUUUGAUUUGGGGAAUAGACAGACUGAUUCCAAUCAAUGACCUCCUUGAGCCAUUCAAGGGGAAUAAAUGUCUCUCUCUGGCAGGCAAACCCAAAAUCUUUUUCAUUCAGGCUUGCCGUGGCACCAAGUUUGAUGAAGGUGUGGACAUGAACGUUGCUGAUGCUAAAGGAUUCAUGGAUAUUGAGCCACAGUUCUCUCUCCAGAAAAUCCCAUCAGAGGCAGACUUUCUCUUGGCUUACUCAGUCGUCCCAGGUUACUAUUCAUGGAGAAACUCGUCCAAUGGUUCCUGGUUUGUACAGGCUCUGUCUGAGGUUCUCAUGAAAUACGGCCAGACCUUAGACCUUCUGACCAUGAUGACCCGGGUCAAUCAAAUCGUCGCAAACAAAUUCCAGUCCAACACGUCCCACCCUGACAUGAAUGAGAAGAAACAGAUUCCGUGCAUCACCUCCAUGCUCACAAAAGAGGUUUACUUUAAUAGUAAAUGAGGAGGGGCACCUGCUGUUAAGUUGAUGUGAUACACUUUACUGCCAGGAAAAAAGAGAGUUAACAAACAAAAUGAUCUAUUAAUGAUUUUUUUUUUCCUCCACUGUCAUACAUUGGCAACUCUAACUUUGUGUCAGUUGUUACAGAUAUAAAAGUUGCCAUCAUAAGUGAAUGCCUGAAUGGGUAUUUUAUUUUUUGGGAGAAUGUAUAUUCAGUGUAAAAGU